GGGCCGGGCCGGGCCAGACGGCAACAUGUUGGGCAUGAUCAAGAACUCCCUGCUGAGCACGGUGGAGACGUGGCCCUACCGGGUGCUGAGCAAGGGGGAGAAGGAGCAGCUCAGCUACGAGGAGAGGGAGUGUGAAGGUGGGCAGUUUGCUGUGGUGGAGGUGACGGGGAAGCCCUUCGACGAAGCCUCGAAGGAAGCAGCGCUGAAGCUCCUCAAGUAUGUCGGAGGAAGCAAUGACAAAGGCGCUGGAAUGGGCAUGACUGCUCCUGUCUCCAUCACUGCUUUUCCUGCUGAAGAUGGCUCCUUACAGCAGAAAGUGAAGGUCUAUCUGCGAAUCCCGAACCAAUUUCAAGCCAGUCCUCCCUGUCCUAGUGAUGAAAGCAUUAAGAUUGAAGAGAGACAAGGGAUGACCAUUUAUUCCACGCAGUUUGGUGGCUAUGCCAAAGAGGUGGACUACGUGAACUACGCUGCCAAACUGAAGACUGCUCUGGGAAGUGAAGCUGCCUACCGCAAGGAUUUCUACUUCUGCAAUGGUUAUGACCCCCCUAUGAAGCCUUACGGGAGACGCAAUGAGGUCUGGUUUGUAAAAGAGUGAGCAUCUGGAUCCCAGUGAUGCUCCUUGCACUGACAGGCUUCCCAUACUCUGUCUCUAUUCUCUUCAAAAUAAACUAACAAUUUGGCAGAGGCAGAAAGCCAUUACCCUCUCCCUUCACACCUAUGCCUUGCUCUGUUAUGGACUAACCAUUUUAGAAGAAAGAACACUGCCCACUCUCCUGAUGAUCCCGCUCCUUCAUUGCAGACCAAGUUCUCAAUCACAGACACUCAUGAUCUCACAGUGUCUUGCUUUUAUCUUCCUCAUGCUCCCAAAGUUCAAUGCUGAGACAGCUGAAGUAAUCAAUUACCAGGACUGGUUCCUGACAGGAGUUAUGUCCAAGUGCUGGCAGGCUAUUAGUCUUACCUGAGGCAGGCAGGGGAAUAUGAUGAGAUACAGGUAUUUUUUUUAAUCAUCUUGAGCUUGCUGCAGCAGUAAGAUGCUGUUUUUAUCUGUGCCAUUGGAAAGGCAGCGUAAAGGGACAUAAGCAUCGCUACUAAAACAACGCAGUGAAAAUAACCAUCCUUUACACUUUCUUAUAGUGUGCAGGAAAGCAACAUUUUUGUCAUCUGAUUGGAAAAAGUUAUUUGGAGGAAGAUUUCUGUUUGCAGCUGUCCCUUCGGUUUGACGUAGGACAUUGUAGACUGUGUUGUGUUCUGAUCUCGGCUAGCAGCUGGGCGGUGUGACGAGUAAGACCCCGAGAUCAUUUCAUCACCUUCCUGUUACUCGUGUGUAAUACUGCUCUAAAACUAGCCUACCAAAGGACCAAAGUUGAAAUGCAUGUGGCAUUCUAAUUGAAUUAGAAAAAUAGAGACUGUGAAAAAGCAGGUACCUAUUACUUGUCAUCUGAGGGUGCGUUUGAUGAAUGAUGAGCAUCUAGUGGGCUGUCUGUAAGUGCAGAUCUCUCUUCUUAAAUGAAGUGAGUUUUAAAAGGGCUACUCUGAGCAGCUGUCUUUAAAGAAGGAGGAAAGCCUGGUUGUUCUUGAAAACAUGGCUUUACAUCAGAUACUGAGCAGCCUUUCUGAAACUUCAGAUAGAAUAUUAAGGAUGGGUCUUGUUUUAGGAGCACUGUCAGUCUUUCCUUGGUAAGCAUCAAAUCAGCAUUUUAGCUGUCAGCUCUGCCAGGGAGACGGCAGAAUGCCGAUAAUGGUGAUGCAAACUGUGCCACUAUGGAUACCUGUACAAUUCCUUGCUCUGCUAAAAAGUGCACCCCUCUGAUGCUAAAGUGCCUCGGGGUUCAGGUGCUCUCCAAAAGACACUUUCCCUCUGGAGCUGAACACAAUUGUUCAGAUGGUGUCCUGGCUUCUGUCCAGUUGAGCUGUGUGACCCGUGUCUUCUUUUUGGGAACAAAUCUUAUCAGUAGUAGGAGAAAACGUGAAGUUCUGACGUUUUUUUUCUUUUCUCUUUUGCUGAGCCAUGUAAGAACUUCACUGUGGACCUCACAAGAGCGUUUUCAGUUCCCUGUAUGCAACAGCAGCUGGUCAGGACUUGCAAAAGUAGAUGAGUACUUAGUUUUCAAAAAAUGAAAGCAAGGGAAAAGCUGUUUGCCAUGGUUAAUGAUUACAGCACAGGGGAAAAGAAAUCAAAAGGAAAUCAAGGGAAACAAAGGGAGUUCAGGAAGCCUGGUAGGCUGUGAAGGACUUUUUUAAGAAGCAAAGGCCUUUCUAAGGCCAUCCCCCAAGGCAAAGGGACUUGUUCUUACUACCAGCUAUUUUUAUCAGCAUGGAUGUGGAAUGGAAGGAUGUAGUUCUGCCCUGUUUAUGCAUUCCUGAAUUGAUUUUGGAAGUCACAUAUAGACUAUCUAUGGAUACAGUCAUUUCUGGCUACCGACAAUACAAAUAUAUUACAAUGGUCGUAAUCCUGAAAUUCCUCAAAAUUCAUGCUGUGAAGUCUCAGAUGUUGGAAAGAUCAGUAAUAAACCUGAUAGGCACAGAGCUGCACAUCUCAGCGGUGUGGUACAGAGCAAGCUGUUUCGUUUUGUUUUGCUUUGCUUUUCAUAAGAUGCACACACUUUCUGAAUAAAAAGCAAGGACAUCUGACCCAAUAGCAACCAGUUCUGGAAGCUCUGCCUCUGCAGCCCUGCUGCUGGCCUUUAGCACUGAGCAGACAGGGUAAAGUUUCAUAAACAGUGUUACUGGUAUCAAAAGCUUAUGCAAACUAAACUGCCUUUUCUAUACAAGCUAAGAUGCCUGUGUUCUGUGUGCGUUCUCUAGAAUUUGAAAUAAAUACAAUAGUGUCAGUUACAGUUUUUGCUGAUCACUAACUUUGUGAGCUUAGUGGGAGCUGUUGAUUUGGAAGACUUCAAAUGGCCAGUUUGGGGUAUUAAUCACCUCACGUCUAUAAGAAGUCAUAAUGCUUUCUCCAAUAAAUUGCUAUUUUUGGUA
Gallus gallus (chicken) is the source of this 2976-nucleotide messenger RNA. It is a transcript of the gene HEBP1, whose product is annotated as heme binding protein 1. NCBI's taxonomy places the organism in Eukaryota, Metazoa, Chordata, Aves, Galliformes, Phasianidae. The record is from RefSeq and is marked provisional. Bases 26 to 595 code for a protein of 189 amino acids. The transcript is spliced from 4 exons.